Molecule: messenger RNA, 2098 nt
Organism: Anneissia japonica
Lineage: Eukaryota; Metazoa; Echinodermata; Crinoidea; Comatulida; Comatulidae
Product: isocitrate dehydrogenase [NADP], mitochondrial-like
Exons: 9
Coding region: 72-1418 (448 amino acids)
Biological process (GO): isocitrate metabolic process
Cellular component (GO): mitochondrion
Molecular function (GO): NAD binding; isocitrate dehydrogenase (NADP+) activity; magnesium ion binding
Source: RefSeq, a predicted model, not a curated record
UGACAUUGUACUUCUGCGAUCGACCUGCUGUCUUUCGGUUGUGGCAAUCUGCAGUGUGUAUUCCAACAGAAAUGGCGAGUAAAUUAUCCAACAUUUGCAGGGUUGUUAAAGGUCUUCCCAAGAUUCAGAAUGCAAGAUGUUCUGUAGGUGUAUUGAAUGCAUCACAUAAAAGAGAUUACUCAUCUGGAAAGCGUAUUGAAGUAGCAAAGCCAGUCGUUGAACUCGAUGGAGAUGAAAUGACAAGAGUCAUCUGGGAAAAGAUCAAGGAAACCUUAAUUUUCCCCUACUUGAAAUUAGAUUGCCUGUACUAUGAUCUUGGCUUACCAUACAGAGACCAGACUGAUGACCAGGUGACCAUCGAUGCUGCACUCGCCAUUAAAGAACACAAUGUUGGUAUUAAGUGCGCCACAAUCACCCCAGACGAAGAGCGUGUCGAAGAGUUCAAUUUGAAGAAGAUGUGGUUGAGUCCCAACGGCACACUCCGUAACAUCCUUGGCGGUACCGUCUUCAGAGAACCAAUCAUUUGCAAGAAAAUCCCACGUCUUGUUCCUGGAUGGGAGAAAGCAAUUGUCAUUGGUCGUCAUGCGUUUGGUGAUCAGUACAAAGCUACUGAUUUUGUUGCUUCUGGACCUGGUAAAUUUGAAAUGUCAUUUACACCAGCCGAUGGCAGCCCAGCGCAGUCUUGGGAGGUGUUCAACUUCACAGGCACAGGAGGUUGUGGAAUGGGCAUGUACAAUACAGACGAGUCAAUUGCUGGAUUCGCUCACUCUUGCUUCCAGUAUGCACUCAUGAAAAAAUGGCCGCUUUACAUGAGCACAAAGAACACGAUCUUGAAGAGAUAUGAUGGCCGUUUCAAAGAUGUUUUCCAAGAAAUAUAUGAUAGCCAAUAUGCCAAACAGUUCGAUGAGGCAAAAAUAUGGUACGAACAUCGAUUAAUCGACGAUAUGGUUGCCCAGGCCAUUAAGUCUACCGGAGGAUUUGUAUGGGCGUGCAAGAACUACGAUGGUGACGUUCAGUCGGACAUUGUUGCUCAAGGUUAUGGUUCUCUUGGACUUAUGACAAGUGUAUUGGUUUGCCCCGAUGGCAAGACCAUUGAAUCAGAGGCAGCGCAUGGAACUGUCACAAGGCAUUACAGAGAACAUCAAAAGGGUAACCAAACCAGUACAAACCCAGUUGCCAGUAUAUUUGCCUGGACGAGGGGAUUAGAACAUCGUGCUAAACUAGAUGGUAAUGAAGACCUUAAGCGCUUCUGCCAAACCCUGGAGCAGGUCUGUGUAGAUACGAUUGACUCAGGCAAGAUGACCAAAGAUUUAGCCGGUUGCAUCCAUGGAAUCAAGAAUGUCAAACCUGAAGAUUACUUGCAAACUAUGGACUUCUUGGCUGCUAUAUCAGACAACCUUAACCAAAAAUUGAAGUAACAUGAGUUUAUACACACUAGUCUGACGAAAUCAGUAAAACAUGGAAGAUUUUUGUACUUCUAAUACUAGUUAAAUUGGUAUAAAAGCUUUCGGGCUAACAAUGCUUUUAUUAAGGUGCAAGAAAGUGCACAGUGUGCUAAAGUACUAUUACUACUAAAGUCCUCUGUAUUUUACUAAGUGAAAUAAUGAGAGCAAUGAGACAUAAUCUAUCCAAUUUUAGCUGCAAUGUUCUCUGGACAUUUUAACAUCCAGGAAUAUUACUACAAUACCUCUAGGUCACAGAUAGGUGGUCUAAUAGUGCGGGUACUUAAAGUCUACUGUGUUGAUAUUAAUUGUUUCAUAUCUUUCAAUCUUAUGAUCAAUGGUCGGCAUAUGAAUUCUUAUCCUUACAUUCUAUUUAUUAUUAAUAUAUUUCUUAAAAUAAACUUAAAUCAUGAAAAUUGCCAUUUAAGUCUUUAUGGGUCACAAGCUAUUUGGAUAGGACAUGGGUAAUUAAAUCACAAUUUGUCUUAGUUUUUAAGCACACUGCUUUUUAGAAUUGAAACAGAAAGGCAAAAUUUUAAAAAUUUAAGUGAAGUUAAGCAAUUUUCAAUCAGUAUAACAGUAUUAAACGGUCACAAGUGAUAUCAUGCUUGUAGAGUGAUUUACCGACUGGAAUAAAUUUUGACGUGAAAUUAUAA